AUGAUGGAUUCUGAUGAUGAUGGUGAUCGUCGCCGCGACAAAUUUGCUCGAGAACGUCGAGACGAUGAUAGUUAUAGACGAAAUGGUGGUGGCGGAAACUAUUCACGAUACGACAACAAAAGACCGGCUGGACGAAGAGAUGAUUACCAGGUGAAAAGAAGCCGUGGAGAUGAAGGAGACGAUGGGUUCGAUCCGGUAAAUCGUGGAGACCGUUCUGGUAACGGUGCUGAUUUACCGUCAGAAUCUGAAAGUAUUUAUUCUGGUCCUUUGUUAUCAUUUAAGAAAUUUCUUGGUAAUCAGGAAGAUGAUAUUUCUGAGGAAGAUGCGAGCAAAAAGUAUAAUGAAUACAAAGGCGAACACAAAAAAUAUCAACUUGAACGGUUCUUCCGUGCACAUAAAGAGGAAGAAUGGUUCCGUCUGAAGUACAAGCCGGAAGAGGCGAAAAAGCAGAAAGAAGCUCAUUUGGAGAAUGUGCAGAAACGGUUGCAAAUUUUCAAUGAGCUUAGAGAGCAAGGACAGUUCGAUAAAUUCACUCUCGAUUUCGGUGAUGCAGAAGCAAUCAUUAGAAUGCUUGAUUCGGUUGUGGUCAAAUUGGAAAAUGGAUCUGAUGAAGAACUGAAAGCUGUUCUUUCUCAGAAAUUGGAUGAUGAGUCACUUGCUGAUGUCAAAAAAGAAAGUAAUGGAUCGGACAAGACCGAAGAAGAGCCUGCUGCAAUUGUGGAAACAGCUCCCAAAGAAGAAUUGGAAGAAGGAGCAAUUGAAGACGGAACUGAGAAAGCUUCUAACAAGGUCAACAUCCACAAGACAUGCUCUGUUUUUCUGAGAAAUAUUCCACCAGGUUUAACUUACGAAGAGCUCGAGAAUCUUUGCAAAAGAAGUCCAGGAUUUUUACGUCUUGCUCUUACUGACGGAAUUGCCGAAAGAAGAUUCUAUAGACGUGGGUGGGCCACUUUCAAGCGAGACGUCAACAUUAAAGAGAUUUGUUGGGCACUCAACGCUCAUCGUCUACGUGAAACUGAUCUGAACGCUAUCAUCAAUCGUGAUAUUACUCGUCGUGUUCGCACUAACAACGGCAUUGCUGCGCAUAAACAAGUGGCUGUUAAUGAUUUGAAGCUGGCUGUUAAAUUGACUGCUCUUUACGAUAAGAAAAUCGGACUGUUCAAUGCUGCUGAUGAACCUGAGAACGAUCGCGAAAUGGACAUCCGUAUGGGAGUUGACUUGGUAGGAGCAUCAACAAAUCCAGUAAUCAAAGAGGUUAAAUCACUUGUUCCAAAAGAUACUUUGAACGAUAUCAGCGAAGAAGAGGCCGAGUUAUUGGGAGCAUCAAACGGAGGAGACGCUCAACCUGAAAAAGUGCGUUACGAAAGAGACGAUGCUAUUCUCAAAGCACUAGAUCUGCUUAUAGUGUAUCUCCGUAUUGUUCACUCUAUCGAUUUCUACAAUCAUGGUCAUUAUGCUCAAGAGGAUUCAAUGCCUAACAGAUGCGGUCUCAUUCACGUCCGUGGGCAACCACCUUCUGGAGCUUCAAUCACCACAGAUGAAGAUGGAACGCUCGUUGUUCCACAGAAGUUUGUGAAUGACUUUAUCUCAGGAUUCAACACUCGUAUCGACAAAGGCUUGAUCGAGAAACAAUAUGUCAGCGAAGAAGAACUCGUUAAGAUGGGCAAAAAAGACGGCGAGAAAGAAGUUGAGGCUUUCAUCAUGAAGAACACGGUCGAAUUGGCCAAGGACAAAUGGCUGUGCCCACUUUCCGGCAAGAAAUUCAAAGGGCCGGAGUUCAUCCGGAAACACUUGCAGUCGAAACAUGAAGACAAGCUAGAAGAGGCCAAAGCAGAAGCUGAGUUUUUCAACAAUUAUUUAGCUGAUGCACAAAGGCCUGUGGAUCUCGAACCCAAACAAAUUUCGAGAGAUGAGCAUCGUGGAGGUGGCGAUCGUGGCGGAUAUGGACGAGAGCGGGAAGAUGACCGAGGCGCCGGCGGUGGAAGGAGUUCCUUUGGUAAUGGAUCGUAUGAACGUCGACCUCAGUUUCCACCUCGCCACAGUCUCGGCGGACGCGGUGGACGUUACUUCGAUGAUGCACCACGCCGUCAGCCGGUGUCAUACCGGGAUUUGGAUGCUCCUGAUGACAUCCCAUAA
This is a messenger RNA of Caenorhabditis remanei, 2136 nucleotides long. RefSeq lists its product as uncharacterized. The transcript is spliced from 7 exons. Gene Ontology annotation, biological process: primary miRNA processing; mRNA processing. The record is from RefSeq and is a predicted model, not a curated record. NCBI's taxonomy places the organism in Eukaryota, Metazoa, Nematoda, Chromadorea, Rhabditida, Rhabditidae. Gene Ontology annotation, cellular component: nuclear body. The coding region runs from base 1 to 2136 and encodes 711 amino acids.